AUGUUGGGGCGUUUGAAUGUGGCCAAACAGCUUGCACGUCAGAACUCACUGACUGGCGAUGGUGAACGCAACCUCGACUGCCUUGUUGAAAUGCUCAAAUCGGGCGACGCGGAAAGUGCGACAGAUAUUCGGACGGAUGGCCAGAUUGGGCAAGAAGCGCUCGUCUGGGCUGUCCUCCAGUGGUAAGUGCUGCACACUUUCAUCGUUGUAGCACUAGUAAAUGCACGUUGGUCUGGAAUUGUAUUUUGGUUAACAUAAUGUCUUGUGUUAGAUUGUUCCCAGGCUCCCGUCUCUCCGUUCUAGCACUAUAGUAAAAUCAAGGCUGGAUGGAAAAUGGUCCAGUAGUGUCUACUUGUUUGUUUAACUUAAAAUCAUACUACGUGUCCCAGACAAUGUCGACGCUGUCGUAUUCCAGCAUCAUUUCUUCCUACUCGAAUAGUCACAUGAUCACGGGUAUAUACACCAGGUUGCCUGUUGCGACUGCGUUGAUUCCACAGAGUCGUUAGGACGACAUGCAUUUAUAUCUAUUGAAAAACAGGCAUCCCAAGAAAUAUAAUUAGAAAGAUGAAGUUCUUUGAUAAACAGCAAAAUUUUAUUGUGAAUUUUCGAGACUGGUUCCCCAGCUCGUCUUCAGACAAUGGGUGUGCAAAAACAAUUAACUUUUAGCCUGAGUCUAGCAAAAGGAGUCAAUGAUUGGUUAAGAUUGUCAUCUCGGGAUUGGCUGACUCAGUUUGAAUCUGUCCUUAACGAUUUUGUAUAUGGCAUCUAAAUCGAUAUGCCGGUUGAUGCAUGCCUCAUCUGAGUGCAUUGCUUCCAGGAAUUCGCGGCCUUUUCUUGAUUGGCAGGCGCCAACAAUGCGAGUGUUCUCCCAUGCGAAUUUAUGCCCAGUGUCUAGUGUGUGCAUGGCCACCUGGGAUAAAUGGUCGCGUCUCUUCACCGCUAACUGAUGCUCAUGUAAACGGGUUGAGACAGAUUUCCCAGUUUGGCCACAAUAAACGGCAUCACAACUAGAACACGGGAUUUUGUAGACGACACCUUUUCUUUCAAGGUAGCCGACCCUGUCCUUAGGGUGCACAAGCUGUGUGCGUAAGGUAGUUGCCGGUUGGUGUGCUACGUGUAUCUGGUACUUUUUUAAUUGUCUUUCGACAAGUUCAGAUACAUUUUUGACGUAUGGGAGAGUUCGCCAUGUGGUUUGUUUUGCUGCCUGAGUGGCCGUAGCAUUGGAAAUACCUUUUCCCUUGAGUUGCUGGUACCUCAUACAUUGACGUAUAAAGUCAUGCGAGUACCCAUUUUGGGAGAACAGUUUGUAGAGGUAUUUCAUUUCUGCUCGAUAGCUUGUUUCGUCAGAGCAGUGGGUUUUGGCUCUAUUCAGAAGGCUGUAGACUGUACUCCGUUUGUGAGAGACAGGGUGGUUACUCUCAAAGUGUAGGAUGACCUCUGAAUACGCCUCUUUGCGAUAAACUGAUGUCUGGAGUGAUCCAUCGGUUUUUCGACGUACAAGGACAUCCAGGAAUGGGAGUUGUCCAUCGACCUCUGUUUCCAAAGUAAAUGUAAUUCCUGGAAAUAUGGAGUUAAUAUUGGUAUGGAGUAGAUUCAACUGAUCUUUCUUGACGAUGACAAAAGUGUCAUCUACGUAUCGCAGCCAAAGUUUUGGAUUGACUGUGGGAAGGGCUAUGCUCUCUAAUUUCUGCAGUAAUGCUUCUGCCAGGAAACCGGAUAUUGGUGAACCCAUGGGGGCACCUUUUAAUUGCCGGUAGCAUUGAUUUGAGAAGGAAAAAUUGUCUCCAUACAGAGAUCAAGGAGUUGAAGUAAAGCUUCUGGAGGUACCUCAGAAGUAUAUGUUUGAAGCAGUUCUUCGGUGCAGCUUUUUGCUAAAUCUAGCGGAAUCGAAGUGAAAAGCGAGACCACAUCGAAUGACACCAUAAUCUCGUCACAUGUGAUGUUGACACCGCUUAAUUUGUCUAGAAACUCUUUUGAAUCCUGAAUGGAGUUCUCGGAGUUCUUCGUUAGUGGAUGUAGUUGACGAAAUAGCCAUUUCGAGAUCUUAUAGUUGGGUGCACCGAUUAGAGAGACUAUCGGUCGCAGCGGAAUAUCAGUUUUAUGAAUUUUGGGAAGACCAUAUAUCUUGGAAAUUGUUGGUUCAUCCUGUUUUAAAGACUUGGCAAGAACUCCUGUGAUUAAUUUCCUGCCCGAAAGGCGUUUCAGUGUUUUUUCAAUAUGUGAGUUUUGCGAUUUGGUGGGGUCGGCAGCUAGAGGUUCGUAUGUUGAAUCAUCUUUUAAGAGUGACAUCAUUUUGUCUGUGUAGUCUGUUUUGUUCAAAACAGUGGUGGCACCUCCUUUGUCGGCAGGUAGAAUGAUGAUGUCUUCGUCUUGUUUUAGAGCUUUAAGGGCUUUCUUUUCAUCAUAAGAUAGCGUUGAGAACUUUUUUCGGUUCUUCAAUGCCAAACUGGGAAAUCUGUCUCAACCCGUUUACAUGAGCAUCAGUUAGCGGUGAAGAGACGCGACCAUUUAUCCCAGGUGGCCAUGCACACACUAGACACUGGGCAUAAAUUCGCAUGGGAGAACACUCGCAUUGUUGGCGCCUGCCAAUCAAGAAAAGGCCGCGAAUUCCUGGAAGCAAUGCACUCAGAUGAGGCAUGCAUCAACCGGCAUAUCGAUUUAGAUGCCAUAUACAAAAUCGUUAAGGACAGAUUCAAACUGAGUCAGCCAAUCCCGAGAUGACAAUCUUAACCAAUCAUUGACUCCUUUUGCUAGACUCAGGCUAAAAGUUAAUUGUUUUUGCACACCCAUUGUCUGAAGACGAGCUGGGGAACCAGUCUCGAAAAUUCACAAUAAAAUUUUGCUGUUUCCCAAAGAACUUCAUCUUUCUAAUUUAUAUCUAUGUGCAAAUAUUGUCAGUCACAUUUCACGUUAGUUGUAGCCUUGGAUAUUACUUCUUACCAAUUGAGAUUUAGAUAGGCAAAUGUGAGGCGACCGGAUUUGCAUAAUGACACGUCGUCUACAUUACCAGUCACCAGGCCCUUCCUUCCCCUCUUUCCUGCAGGCUGCCCACAGUCGGACACGUCGGGGCCGGGGCUCAGUGGCUGGUUGUCGGUGCAGGAAGAGUCGCCCGAUCACUCAGUAAGUCAGUCCUCUGGACGCAUGAUGAUGAUGAUGACAUUGACCAGUUAGGGCAUUUUACAUUCCAUUGGUCGCUUAAUGCUCCCAAUAAACAUCUUCCCUCUUGCAUCGCCCAGGGAGUCCCACGCCUACUGCUGGAGAUGGUCGAGGCCCUGCGCAGACGUGGCCUAUGCAUGGAAGGCAUCUACCGAGUGCCAGGCCGAGCCUCAAAGAUUCAGGCAAUCAUGCAGUUGGCCAAUUCCGUAAGUCACCUACCUCAUUAAUCCUAUGCAUGCAGUGAAACUUCGUGAAUAUUAAGCUGACUUACCCUUACAUAGGUGUGUGUGUGUGUGCUAAUAUGCAGAUUCGCACUUCUUUGCAAUUUUAGAAUGUGAGCGAGUUGUGUGACCGGCUGGUGUGGGACGAGGACGCUUUUGAUGGUCGGGCAAUUUCGUCAGCCAUCAAGCUCUACUUGGCCACUAUGCCUGUCAGUCUUUUGAAUCCCCAUAUGUUUGCCUCGUUUGUGGCGUCGACGGCGAUGGGGAGAGCAUCGAAGAGAGGUGGCCGUUCUCUGCGGACACCAGUGGGCCUGGCUAGCGCACUAUGCCAAUUGCGAACAGCCCUCAUGAAGACCUUUGGCUGUCCCGGCAAUUCGAAAUCUGAGGACCGCGAGAGGGGGUGGCGCCUCGCAACGCUGGACUAUGUCAUGCGCCAUUUCAGGGAGGUUGUGGCCCUUCAGGCCACUAACCGCAUGUCUCCUCGCGCGCUGGCGCGCGCAUUUGACGCUGUUUCGCUGACGUGCACUUUCCCUCUUUCUCGCCCGCGCUAA
Molecule: messenger RNA, 3928 nt
Organism: Spirometra erinaceieuropaei
Lineage: Eukaryota; Metazoa; Platyhelminthes; Cestoda; Diphyllobothriidea; Diphyllobothriidae
Source: the annotation of a GenBank genome assembly